Messenger RNA from Aspergillus glaucus CBS 516.65, 525 nucleotides. Its product is annotated as 60S ribosomal protein eL20. The transcript is spliced from 4 exons. The coding region runs from base 1 to 525 and encodes 174 amino acids. Gene Ontology annotation, cellular component: cytosolic large ribosomal subunit; ribosome. Gene Ontology annotation, molecular function: structural constituent of ribosome. The record is from RefSeq and is a predicted model, not a curated record. Gene Ontology annotation, biological process: translation. NCBI's taxonomy places the organism in Eukaryota, Fungi, Ascomycota, Eurotiomycetes, Eurotiales, Aspergillaceae.
AUGGGGCGUCUCACGGAGUACCAGGUCAUCGGGCGUCACUUGCCCACCGAGGCAAACCCCACGCCCAAGCUCUACCGCAUGCGCAUCUUUGCGCCCAACCCCGUCGUGGCCAAGUCCCGGUUCUGGUACUUCUUGACCCAGCUCCGCAAGGUCAAGAAGGCCAACGGUGAGAUCGUCAGCCUCAAUGUGAUCGCCGAGAAGCGUCCCACCAAGGUCAAGAACUUCGGUAUCUGGCUCCGCUACGACUCGCGCUCCGGUACCCACAACAUGUACAAGGAGUUCCGUGAGAUGAGCCGUACCGACGCCGUUGAGGCCCUCUACCAGGAUAUGGCUGCCCGUCACCGUGCCCGUUUCGGCUCCAUCAACAUCCUCAAGGUCAUCGAGGUCGACAACGCCGAGAACAUCCGCCGCCCCUACAUCAAGCAGCUCCUCACCAAGGACCUCAAGUUCCCUCUGCCUCACCGCGCCGCCAAGCCUGCUGGCAAGAAGAUCUUCGCCUACUCGCGGCCAUCUACCUUCGCAUAA